This is a messenger RNA of Tilletiopsis washingtonensis, 546 nucleotides long. Its product is annotated as Mob1/phocein. The transcript has 4 exons. NCBI's taxonomy places the organism in Eukaryota, Fungi, Basidiomycota, Exobasidiomycetes, Entylomatales. The record is from RefSeq and is a predicted model, not a curated record. The annotation marks the transcript as partial. Gene Ontology annotation, cellular component: cytoplasm.
CUCGCCGCGCUCGACGGCCCGUUUGCGCUGCAGGAGUUCCUCGAGGCGCGCGUGCGCAGUGCGCCGCACGACGUCGCCGCCCUCGAGGAGCCGCCGCGCGACGCCGACGUCGACACCGACGUGUGGGUGUACGAGCAGCUGCGACGACUGAUCCGCGACUUCACGUCGCCGUGGCUCGUGGCGCUGCAGGCCUCGUGCUCUUCCACCUCUGAGGGCUGCAGCGGCAUGGCGGCGCACGAGUGGGAGUAUCUGUGUGCGGCGCACGGCGAGGAGCGCCAGUGCUGCGCCAUCGACUACGUCACACACACGCUCGACGCCACGGCCGCGCUGCUCUCGUCGGCGCGGCACUUCCCGAGCCGCAGCUACGUGCCCACGACGUCGCUGCGCCACUUUGGCAGCGCCGCACGCCGUGUCAGCCGCUGCUUCGUGCAUGCGUGGGAGAAGCACCGGCAGGUCUUCCUCGAGUGCGAGGCCGAGACGUCGUUAUAUGCGCGCUUCCUCGCGCUCGUCUCCACGUACGACCUGCUCGACACCGACUCGCUGCCG